GGGGACGCGGCCAGGCGCGCGCGCGCAGCUUCAAGAAGGCUGCGCGCCUGCGCGAGGGCGGACGGCGGGCGCGCGCGCGGCGGGGGCGGUCUCUGCCGAGUGCCCAGCUGCGGCGGCAGAGCUGGACGCGUCUGCGAAGAUGGCGGGCCGGAGUAUGCAAGCUGCAAGAUGUCCUACAGAUGAAUUAUCUUUAUCUAACUGUGCUGUUGUGAAUGAAAAGGAUUUCCAAUCUGGCCAGCAUGUGGUCGUGAGGACCUCCCCCAACCACAGGUACACAUUCACACUGAGGACCCACCCGUCUGUGGUUCCAGGGAGCAUUGCGUUCAGCUUACCUCAGCGAAAAUGGGCUGGACUUUCUAUUGGGCAAGAAAUAGAAGUGUCCUCUUAUACAUUUGACAAAGCCAAACAAUGUAUUGGCACAAUGACCAUGGAGAUUGAUUUCCUGCAGAAAAAAAGUAUUGACUCCAACCCUUAUGAUACUGACAAGAUGGCUGCAGAAUUUAUUCAGCAGUUCAACAACCAGGCGUUCUCAGUGGCACAACAGCUCGUGUUCAGCUUCAAUGAAAAGCUUUUUGGCUUACUGGUAAAGGACAUUGAAGCCAUGGAUCCAAGCAUCCUGAAGGGAGAGCCUGGGACGGGUAAAAGGCAGAAGAUUGAAGUAGGACUGGUUGUUGGAAAUAGUCAAGUUGCAUUUGAAAAAGCAGAAAAUUCAUCACUCAAUCUUAUUGGCAAAGCUAAAACCAAGGAAAAUCGCCAGUCUAUCAUCAAUCCUGACUGGAACUUUGAAAAAAUGGGAAUAGGAGGUCUGGACAAGGAAUUUUCAGAUAUUUUUCGACGAGCAUUUGCUUCUCGAGUAUUUCCCCCCGAGAUUGUGGAGCAGAUGGGUUGCAAACAUGUUAAAGGCAUCCUGUUAUAUGGGCCUCCAGGUUGUGGUAAGACGCUGUUGGCUCGACAGAUUGGCAAGAUGUUGAAUGCAAGAGAACCCAAAGUGGUCAAUGGGCCAGAAAUCCUCAACAAAUAUGUGGGAGAAUCAGAGGCUAAUAUUCGUAAACUGUUUGCUGAUGCUGAAGAGGAGCAGAGGAGGCUUGGUGCUAAUAGUGGUUUGCACAUCAUCAUCUUUGAUGAAAUUGAUGCCAUCUGCAAGCAGAGAGGGAGCAUGGCUGGCAGCACGGGAGUUCAUGAUACCGUCGUCAACCAGUUGCUGUCCAAAAUUGAUGGGGUAGAGCAGCUGAACAACAUCUUAGUCAUUGGAAUGACCAACAGACCAGAUCUGAUAGACGAGGCUCUCCUUCGACCUGGAAGACUGGAAGUUAAAAUGGAAAUAGGCUUACCAGAUGAGAAAGGUCGACUACAGAUCCUUCACAUCCACACAGCAAGGAUGAGAGGGCAUCAGUUACUCUCUGCUGACGUAGACAUUAAAGAACUGGCUGUGGAGACCAAGAACUUCAGCGGCGCUGAACUGGAGGGUCUGGUGCGAGCAGCACAGUCCACUGCCAUGAACAGACACAUAAAGGCCAGUACUAAAGUAGAAGUGGACAUGGAGAAAGCAGAGAGCCUACAGGUGACAAGAGGAGACUUCCUUGCUUCUUUGGAAAACGAUAUCAAACCAGCAUUUGGCACAAACCAAGAGGAUUAUGCAAGUUACAUAAUGAAUGGUAUCAUCAAAUGGGGUGAUCCAGUUACUCGAGUUCUAGAAGAUGGGGAGCUGCUGGUUCAACAGACUAAAAACAGUGACCGCACACCAUUGGUCAGCGUCCUUUUAGAAGGCCCUCCUCACAGUGGGAAGACUGCUUUAGCUGCAAGGAUUGCAGAGGAAUCCAACUUCCCCUUCAUUAAGAUCUGUUCUCCUGAUAAGAUGAUUGGCUUUUCUGAGACAGCCAAGUGUCAGGCCAUGAAGAAGAUCUUCGAUGAUGCAUACAAAUCCCAGCUCAGUUGUGUAGUUGUGGAUGACAUUGAGAGGCUGCUUGAUUAUGUCCCUAUUGGCCCUCGAUUUUCUAAUCUGGUAUUGCAGGCUCUUCUUGUGUUACUGAAAAAAGCACCUCCUCAGGGCCGCAAGCUUCUUAUCAUCGGGACCACUAGCCGCAAAGAUGUCCUUCAGGAGAUGGAGAUGCUUAACGCUUUCAGCACCACCAUCCACGUGCCCAACAUCGCCACGGGAGAGCAGCUGCUAGAGGCUUUGGAGCUGUUGGGCAACUUCAAGGAUAAGGAACGUACCACAAUUGCACAGCAAGUCAAAGGGAAGAAGGUCUGGAUCGGGAUCAAGAAGUUACUAAUGUUGAUCGAGAUGUCCCUGCAGAUGGACCCUGAAUACCGUGUGAGAAAAUUCUUGGCCCUCUUAAGAGAAGAAGGAGCGUCUGAGAGACCAAGCAAGGAAAUGGGUUGUACUGUUGGUUUGCUCUCCCUGUCCUGCUUCGCAAAACUGCCUUGUCACAGUGCAGGAAAAAGCUCAAUGUAGCCCCCUGGACUUUGAAAAUGAACUAUUUUCCAACGCAAAGUGACCAAGAGAAGUGACCAGGGUGAAGAUGGCCUAGGAUCUUCGCUCAACUUCCUCAAGAUACUGGACAAAGUGAAAUGUUCCCCACCUUCACCACAUGCUCACUCUGCAUGAUUCGUGCAAUAAAACUCCCUUCCUUGUGCUUAUUGAGAUGUUCCGCUAUUUUGUGGAAGGUAUAACUUGGCCUUAGGAUGCCGCGCUUACCUUUCCCUGCAAGCUGACUCUUCCUUCCUCAGUCUUUAAACGUAGGAGCAUACUGUACUGGUGAACACUACACGCUCUCAGCUCCCUGCCCCCGCCGUCACCACCCAGAAGCUCAGCAAACGUGAUGAUGUUGCAAAACAACAGUUGGCCUAUUAGAAGGAAGACUUUCUGCCUGUAAACCAGGAGCAGUGAACAGAGGUAUGGGUCCAAGGGGAUUAUCUUACCACUCCCCCUCCCCCGUACUUGCGCUAAGGCAACUGGAUAUUUGGUUAAACGUUCUCCCAGGAAGCUGGUUAUCUUUGCCUGAAAAAAACAGGGCUUUGGAUCUCUAAGAUGCUGUUCUCAAUCAUUUUCAGAGAUGUUUCCCAUGUUACAAGCAGAAGAUCUUUCUUAAUAGAAAAUCGCAGUAUUUCUGUGCUGGCUGUGACGUUCCCUUAGUGUAAGUGGUUGGCUGUGUGGUAGGAGAUGCGCUCAUCAUUACCACUUGGUAGAUGUCAGAAACGUGUGAAAGCUCUGUAUGGAAAAAGCAGACACCCCUAAACAGAAAGGAGUCACCCAAGUAAGUUGCCGCCCUCGCAGCACUAAUUAGUGUCCAACUCUAAAUGGGGCAAUCCCUUAGUGUAUGUCAAAGGCUUAUUCAGCAUCGAUUUUGUUUUCCUUAGCCCAACCACUUACCAUGUAGCCUUCCUUUAAGUUAUCUGUACUCUCUAGCAUCUAAAUAAAACACCAUUUUCCAGAAAAACCAAAAACCACUUUCUAGCCCUCUGCCCUCAGUCCUUCCCCGUCCAUUCCAGCACACUAAGCGCAUUCCUCUCCCUCCACGCACCUCUUCCCGAGGGAAAGAGAACGGCGGUUUGUCUUACAGCUGCCUUUGAAGAAGUUUAAUCAGGUCGCCGUCGUGUGUGGUGAUGAGAAUUGUGGAACAUGCCAUUCUCUCCCCAUUGCUGCUUAAAAUUCAGGGACAAGCAAUCAGAAGCCACCUGAAGGUACCUAACGCUACCUAAGGCUCGUUGCCCGUGUGCUUGGGUAUCGCUCUGCCAUCUGUCCCCAUGUAGAAGGUGAAUUAUCUGCAGAUCUUACUAUCUGUAUAUUUUUGGUAGACUUGUAUGUCACAUCUACUUUCUUCUUUGGAUUUUCAUCCCAAGCUUAUUUUGUGGCUUUUUUUUUUUUUUUUUAAAGUGGAUUGUAUUGUGAAAUUCUGUGAUUCCUGGUGGCCAGUAGCCUGGAUUCCCUUACCUGUUUUAGAGCUUGCCUCUUUUCUCUUCCCAUGAAAGCAGCACACAUUGUAUUAACUUAUGUCUCCUGUUAAAUGAGGUUUAUGUCUCUGUGUUUUGUCCAAAAUUAUAUUGAAAAAUAUAAUUAUAUUGUUUAAUACAAAUGAAGGAAUGCAAUAAAGAGUAAAUAUACUUGAAAACA
This is a messenger RNA of Sus scrofa (pig), 4114 nucleotides long. RefSeq names its product N-ethylmaleimide sensitive factor, vesicle fusing ATPase (gene NSF). Gene Ontology annotation, cellular component: Golgi stack. Gene Ontology annotation, molecular function: ATP hydrolysis activity; ATP binding. Gene Ontology annotation, biological process: Golgi to plasma membrane protein transport; SNARE complex disassembly; intra-Golgi vesicle-mediated transport. NCBI's taxonomy places the organism in Eukaryota, Metazoa, Chordata, Mammalia, Artiodactyla, Suidae. The record is from RefSeq and is a predicted model, not a curated record.